CCCCCCUUCUCUCCCUCUCCCUUCCCUAUCCCACCCCUCUCCUCUUCACCUUUACCGAUAUUGAUUCCCUCUGUCCCUCCCCGUCGCUUCAUCCCGAAUUUCCCGCUGGAUCAUGCAAAUCCAGCUUUCCGGGUACCCCGCCUUAGCCUCUACCCCGCCAUGAGCUCCUCCCUCGAGGCUAAGAUCGUUGUCCUCGGCGCCCAAGGCGUAGGCAAAACCUCCCUCGUCGACCGCUAUGUCAAGAACGACUUCAACCCCUCGGCCACCGCCUCCACCGUGGGCGCCUCCUUCGUGACCAAACGCGUCCUCGACAGCGCCUCCGACACCAUUGUCCGACUUCAGAUCUGGGAUACCGCCGGUCAGGAACGCUUUCGCAGCAUCUCCCGUCUCUACUACCGCGGCGCGAACGCCUGCCUCCUCUGCUACGACAUCACCGAUGAACAAAGCUUCCAAGAAAUGACCGGCUGGCUGGCGGAAUUGAAGAAAAACCUCGGCGAAGACGACCCCAUUGUGGUGCACGUCGUCGGCACCAAAACCGAUAUUGUUACCAUCGAUCCUUCGCGUCGAAAAGUUCCGUUUGAACGCACCAUUGCCUACGUUGCGGAGCAGCUGUACCCGACGCAGGCGUCCACACCGCCCGCGACGGCCGGACUGGGCGGACACUCCUCCAGCACACUCACGGGGAUUGAUAGCAAGCGCAGUAGCGCGUUUUGGGGACAGGAUAUCGGAUGGGAUUGCUGUCAUGAGAUCAGCGCCAAGGAUGGCGAGGGCAUUGAGGAGGUGUUUCGUGUCAUCACGCGGAAGCUGGUCGAGCAGCGCAAUAAACGCGAAGGGGGGACGAGCUCGUCACAACGGUCGUCGACGGUGUUUGAGGGGACGACGUCUCUGACCCCGGGAAAUAUUGACGGGAAUGGGAGUUUCCGCUUGGGCUACGGGGAUAAACGCCGCAGCUGGCUAGGAUUCCCGCCUAGCAGUGUGGGUGACGACUUGGAGGAUAUUCUGGAGGGACCGAAGCGAAAGGGAGGACAGUGUUGUUAAGGUGAUUCUGCUGUUGACAGUGCACAGUAUCUUUCUUUUCAUUGCUGCAUUUGAUCUUACGAUGAUGACUAACUGCAUUGUGAAGCUUGGUGGCGUUUGUCUUAUUU
Messenger RNA from Aspergillus ibericus CBS 121593, 1145 nucleotides. Its product is annotated as Rab family GTPase. NCBI's taxonomy places the organism in Eukaryota, Fungi, Ascomycota, Eurotiomycetes, Eurotiales, Aspergillaceae. The record is from RefSeq and is a predicted model, not a curated record. The coding region runs from base 160 to 1038 and encodes 292 amino acids. Gene Ontology annotation, molecular function: GTPase activity; GTP binding. The transcript is spliced from 2 exons. Gene Ontology annotation, cellular component: endomembrane system. Gene Ontology annotation, biological process: intracellular protein transport.